Messenger RNA from Prorocentrum cordatum, 827 nucleotides. The record is from the annotation of a GenBank genome assembly. Lineage: Eukaryota; Dinophyceae; Prorocentrales; Prorocentraceae.
GGCGCCCCCCGCGGCCCAGACGCGCACGGGCCCGCGGGGGCGGCCGGAGGGAGCCGCCUCCCCCGAGCGGCGGCGGCGCGCGCGAUGCUGGCGGGCUUCCAGGUCAACGUGUCGCACCAGGAGAUAGAACGCAUCGUGUCGGAGGUCGAAAAGUGGUACGAGACCGCGCAGGAGCAGGCCGGCGUGGAGUGGCUGCCCACGGACGGGAUCAGCAAUUUUCUGUUCAAUGAUCUCGGGUACGAGGACAUGGACGAGUUCGAGGACGCCAUCCAGGGCUCCUUCCAGGACUUCCUAGGCGCCUUCCCGCACAUCGACGUCCGCGAGGAGGGCGAGAAGGUCUUCUUCAAGGUGCGCCGUCCUGAGCCGGGCCCGCCCAGGAAGCUGCGCAUGACGAUUACGUCGUCCAAGCAGCUCAUAGACACCACCUUCCUGAAGGCGCCGGACGCGCACCUGGAGGUCCCCGCCCUGGAGUUCAGCGUGGGUGCCGACCAGAAGAGGCACAUCGAUUCGCUUUACAAUCACGUGGUCGCGGCCCGGGACGACCUGGAGCUUCACGCCCAGUCGUUGGGUGACACUUCCGAGGAGAGGCAGGCCAUCCUCGACACCGUGCAGGGGCUGACGUCGCUGCUGGACGUGGACACGCCUUUCGAGAUAGUAGUCACCGACCCGUCAGGCUUGUCAGACUUCAGACCCAUGGACGACGUGAAGGUGGAGGAGGGCCCGCUGUGACGCCCGCCGCGCGCUCCGCGCCGCGCGCCGCGCGCGCCCGCUCCGCGCGCGCUCGGAGCGCGGCCGCGCUGGGGCUGCCCGCGGGGGUCGCCGCGCAG